Dermochelys coriacea (leatherback sea turtle) is the source of this 8364-nucleotide messenger RNA. RefSeq names its product multivesicular body subunit 12B (gene MVB12B). Gene Ontology annotation, cellular component: late endosome; ESCRT I complex. Gene Ontology annotation, biological process: viral budding; virus maturation; regulation of epidermal growth factor receptor signaling pathway. Lineage: Eukaryota; Metazoa; Chordata; Testudines; Dermochelyidae. The transcript has 9 exons. The record is from RefSeq and is a predicted model, not a curated record. The coding region runs from base 686 to 1462 and encodes 258 amino acids.
AGGCUAAUCUGGUGCUCCGGCAUUAGAGAUUAAUUGCUGGCAGUAGUGCCUGGGUGUUUCCGUUCAGCAUUUCAGUCAGUGGCAUGUUAACCCCAGCUGCCCCUCACUCUGCACAACACCUUAUCUGGGGAUCUGCAUAUUGGAUUAACUAAGGGCUUGUCCACAUGUAAAAUGCUACAGCGGCUGCAGCACGUCGAUGUAGAUGCUGCCUACGCUGACGGGAAGGGCUCUCUGCUGGUAAUCCACCUCCCUGAGUGGCGGUAGCUAGGUGGAUGGAAGAAUUCUCCUGUCGCCGGCCCUAGCACUAUCUACAUGGGGAUUUAGUCUGCUUAACUACCUGCUCAGGGGGGUAGAUUUCUCACUGACCUAAUUGUCUAGGAUAGCCCAGCCCUAAUUAAGCUUCCCACAUGCCCUGUGACUGUGGUGGGCAUGAGACCGAUCGUGGCCCAGACCGGUGAAAUCUCUGUUCAAGGCCACACAACGUUCCAGGAAACCCAGAGGAGCUUUUCCAUUGACUUCAGUGGGCCUUGGAUCAGGCUCCUGAUAAGUGGCUGAGUCAGGAAUAGAUCCCACAGGAGUCCUGCCCCCUCCGCUCGCCAGGAGACGACACGGCCACCCCACUAGCGAACAUGUGCACUGGGGGAGGCGGUUGCUAGGAAGGGGCCUGCCCCUGCUCUGCUUUGGAAUGAGCUUCCCAGUGUUGGUUGCACAAACAGCAGAUGGCUUGGAUGCUGACCUCUGGAAAGAUGGCUUAUUUAAAUCCAAGGUCACAAGAUACCUGUGCUUCACAAGAUCGUUUUCGAAAGAAAAUAGCCAUUUAGGCAAUGUCCUGGUCGAUGUGAAACUAAUUGAUAUCAAGGACACGCUUCCUGUGGGCUUCAUCCCCAUCCAGGAGACAGUCGAUACACAAGAAAUAGCUUUCAGAAAGAAGAGGCUCUGCAUCAAAUUCAUCCCUCGAGAUUCUACGGAGGCUGCUAUUUGUGAUAUCCGAAUCCUGGGCAGAUCUAAGCAGGCUCCUCCACAGUACACGUUCAUAGGGGAACUUAACAAUAUGGGUAUUUGGUACCGAAUGGGCAGAGUUCCACGAAACCAUGACUCCUCGCAACCCGUGACACCUUCUUCCCAAGUACCAGCUUCAACACCAGUUCCUAACCUUCCUAGGCACAUAUCUCUGACGCUUCCCGCGAGCUUUCGAGGCAAAAGUAACAACUCCCGACUCGAUUUUGAACACCAGCACUCAAAUUUAUAUGCCAUAUCAGCCAUGGAUGGAGUGCCUUUUAUGAUCUCAGAUAAGUUUGCCUGCGCUCCUGAAGGGAUGCAGCAAGUUGAUCUCUUGGGCAUCACAAUCAAAUCCCUGGCAGAAAUUGAAAAGGAGUAUGACUACAGCUUCAGGACAGAGCAAAGUGCUGCUGCCCGGCUGCCCCCCAGCCCCACUAGAUGUCAGCAGAUGCCACAGUCCUGAGGAGCGAGGGAAGGCCGGCUCCCUGGAGACACGGCGCAUGCGCACAGAUACUACUGAUGGGAGGCGAGCCCUGAUGAGCAGUGUUACUGGAACCCUUCUCGGCAGACAGGGCAUUUUUCUAAUGACUUGCCUUCUUUCCUGCGCUUUCCCUGAUCAUUUUGUACAUGUUGUUUCUGAGAUUUGGACUGUUAACCCUUUCUGCCAGGCACCCUUAGCCCUGCUGGGACAAUUCCUGGUCAAAAGUCCCUUAGUUAGAGCCUGGCAGGUGGGUUCCUCAGUUCUCCCUGCUUUAUAGCACCUGCUGCAGCAUGUUCACUUCCAUACGGAUUUGAAGUGAAAUGUUGUACGCCAUGAACCCCAGCUCAUGGGAAUCUGGAGAGAUUCCUAGCAAUGAGCCCUGCUAGGGAUAGAGCGUUUGGGGAAAUGAGGCUAAAGAUACAGCCAGUUAGUCAACAAAUCACAAAAUGCACCAGCUUAAAUUGGGAACUGAGGUGCAGCGGGAUAAACUGCCCCAGCUGUCCCCCUCAAUACAGCAGUAUUCUCUGGUAUGUGCAGGGUCACAAAAUCAUCAGUUCAGCAGUCCGGGCGCCUUUCAAGUCCUUUGAUUAGCAAGCUAACCCUGAGUUAUGGUAAACCCUUCAUCUGCUUCUCCAAGUCAAGACUGCCCGCAGCUCACUUGUGGCCAGGAUACACCUGAGACCUUGAUGGUUUUUGUUACUUUCAGCUCAUGUAGCCAGGGUCGCUUGCUCAGUUCCACUUAGGGCUCUCUGCCAAGUCGCUGGUAAAGUGCAGUAGCUCAAAGAGCACAGGGAUCUCAGUGGACCUCUGCCUGGCACAAAGAGGCUGCAUGUCCAUUGCCUGGAAGUAGAGGAUUGUGGCAAAUGUUGCAUAGCUCUCUCUGGCCUAUGGAGAGCCAGCCAGCCAGACCUCUGCAAUGCCAUCCUGACUUCUCCCAGCCACCUGAAAGCUUUGCCAUGACGUUGUCAUAAAGUGGCAUUGGAACCUGCCAGUUACUUUGGCAGUUUUCAAACAUUUGCCCCAGCUGGCUGCUAAAAGGAAAGAGAUUUGUGCACCCUGUCCCUGCACACUGCUGCACUCAGAGAGGGAAAUGCUAAAACCUGACCAUGUCGGACAAGGCUGAGAGUUCCACUGGGCAAGUGUAUGAUGCAUUAAACCCUGACCUCAGCAUGCUUACAAGUGGUGACCCUGACUCAUUCCUGAGUCAAAUGCAUGUCUUGGUGAAGUCUGUUGCUUUAAUAAGUUCUUUAGAAGCAUUCAUCUUAGCUCUGUGCUGCUUUUCAAGUCUGCUGUGGAACAAAACUUUAUUACAGCAGUGAAAUGGCAUUUUUUAAAACUAAGUGUUAAAGUGUGCAACUUUUUGUAUUGUAGAAGACAGGUUGUCUAACCCUAUUAAAAUGCAAUUGCCAUAGUAACAAAUACUGGUAUUGUAGCUCUGGGUUUGGGUUAUUCGGACCCGCUUUGCACUGCUUUUGACUUUCCUGAGUUCUCUAGUCUAACAGAGUGUUGACUAAUAGUAGGUUUUGUACUGUUGGUUUGUGUAUUUUGUAUUUGUACAUAUGUAAAAUAUUUCUUGUCCAAUGAUCCAUUUCUGGUUUCAAAGCACUGUACCAUGUUGCGGGGGGGGGGAAUAAGUGCAAAACACCAUAGCAUUCUGGGUAGAACCUGAUUCCAGGUCUCUGUUUUGACUCUGCAGACCAGUCUCUCUUUUACUAACUGCCUCUUAGAGACCAGCUCUGUUGCUGGAAGAAUGGGAGUAUAUGGUUAUAAAAGGGUCAGGUCUGAGCACAAGAAUUAAGGCCUGGAAUAUUUGGCAUCAGCUGGUAUAGGCCUGGGUGACUCCCAGAAGGUGCUCCUUUCUUUUAGGGUUCCAAAGUGGAUUUUAGUUAUUUUCUGCUGCAGGAAAGCAAAGCCAGCCUUUACUGCCAAGCUUUACAGAGGCUAGAUUGAUGGUGCUGACAUCAACCAAUGAACAUAUCAUGGAAGCUAGCAUAGUCAGCCUGGUCAUUCUGCUCAGGUUCACUUGAAGUUCAAAUUCACUCCACGCUGCAGUCGUUUGUCCAUCCCAUCCAUCUCUUGUGUUUUCUGCCUUUCAGCUGUCUGUAAUUUGUCCUGUAGUUCAUUGUAGAUCAAUUUGUAGCUCCCUCCGUGGCUGAGGGCAGCUUUGUGGACAUAGUAACAGGUAGAUCAAGGUUUUCUGCAACAAUGAUCCUAGCGUAAGGAUUCAUAGAUUCAUAGAUACUAAGGUCAGAAGGGACCAUUCUGAUCAUCUAGUCCGACCUCCUGCACAGCGCAGGCCACAGAAUCUCACCCACCCACUCCUACGAAAAACCUCACCCAGGUCUGAGCUAUUGAAGUCCUCAAAUCAUGGUUUAAAGACUUCAAGGAGCAGAGAAGCCUCCCUCAAGUCACCCAUGCCCCAUGCUACAGAGGAAGGUGAAAAACCUCCAGGGCCUCUCCAAUCUGCCCUGGAGGAAAAUUCCUUCCCGAUCCCAAAUAUGGCGAUCAGCUAAACCCUGAGCAUAUGGGCAAGAUUCACCAGCCAGAUACUACAGAAAAUUCUUUCCUGGGUAACUCAGAUCCCAUCCAUCUAAUAUCCCAUCUCAGGGGAUUUGGCCUAUUUACCCCGAAUAUUUAAAGAUCAAUUACUUACCAAAAUCCCAUUAUCCCAUCAUACCAUCUCCUCCAUAAACUUAUCGAGUAGAAUCUUAAAACCAGAUAGAUCUUUUGCCCCCACUGCUUCCCUUGGAAGGCUAUUCCAAAACUUCACUCCUCUGAUGGUUAGAAACCUUCGUCUGAUUUCAAGUCUAAACUUCCUGGUGGCCAGUUUAUAUCCAUUUGUUCUUGUGUCCACAUUGGUGCUGAGCUUAAAUAAUUCCUCUCCCUCUCCUGUAUUUAUCCCUCUGAUAUAUUUAUAGAGAGCAAUCCUAUCUCCUCUCAACCUUCUUUUAGUUAGGCUAAACAAGCCAAGCUCCUUAAGUCUCCUUUCAUAAGACAAGUUUUCCGUUCCUCGGAUCAUCCUAGUAGCCCUUUUCUGUACCUGCUCCAGUUUGAAUUCAUCCUUUUUAAACAUGGGAGACCAGAACUGCACACAGUAGUCUAGGUGAGGUCUCACCAGUGCCUUGUAUAAUGGUACUAAAACCUCCUUAUCCCUACUGGAAAUGCCUCUCCUGAUGCAUCCCAAAACCGCAUUCGCUUUUUUCACAGCCAUAUCACAUUGGCAGCUCAUAGUCAUCCUAUGAUCAACCAAUACUCCAAGGUCCUUCUCCUCUUCCGUUACUUCUAUGAUAGUUAGUGUCACAGAGCUGCCCCUCCCCACACACUGAAGCUGAAGAAUUGGGAGCUUCUGAUUUAACACCAGGGUAGCUAGUGCGUGGUCCAGAGUUCUGCCAUGUAGAUCUGCCAGAUGAAGGUGGAGUGUCUCCUAUGGGAGCUGUCAUCUCAAUGGACAGCUUCUCCUCAUUCCAGGAGAGGCCAGACUCAGCUGCUCCAUUGUAGACACAUUUCAGUGGGCAGCACAGGUUGCUGAGAGCAGGCCAGUGGCCCCAUUGGUUGGAUAGAGCUUGGGUUCUCCUGCUCUAAAUCAGAGCUAAGCCAAUAUCUGUGGUUCUCAAACACCGAUUGAUCCUGGGGGCCACCGAUCAUUUUCUUGGCACCCUUAGGAAUGUCUGUCAGAGGCUGCUGCGUUCGGCUCAGCAGACUGAUCUGUGGAAACCAUCCAGCUCUGGUACAGCUGAAAUGUUGGGACAGCUUUUAAAUCUGAUCUGGAGCUUUGCCUUCUUAUUUGUGGGAGUAGCUUAAAGUGCAUCAGUAGCUCUUCGGUCUCAGAAAUUAGAGUCGAUGCUAUAAGCUGCUUCGCAACAGUGACAGUGCAUUUUUCCUCAGCACCUUCUGAGAGACAAUACACACAGCUUUACCCUCACAACACAUGCCAAACACUGGAUCACUCCAGGUGUUGACAGGCUGUCUAACUGGGACAAGGAUUUGUUCAAUGUAGGCUUCCUCCUCCCCGCCCUCUCCCAGUCCUUGCAGAGCUGCUUCAGGGAUGCUGAAAAUGAACACUUGACCUUCACAUUUGUGCUUUUGCAGUUUGCCUGUGACACGUCAGAGAUUUUCUGUGCAUAGGCUUGGCCAGCACAGCUGCAGACCUGCACAAGUGUGUAGGGCGAGUGGGGUUUGUUGGGUCAGGAUCCAUGGACGGUUGGUCAGAACUUCUUGUGCAUUCUCAGACCUGCUCGAAUGCCUGUGAGUAUUUCCUUAGACAAGAGGGCUGAGAGUGCAAUGCAGGGAGCAGUCUAAGCAGAUUGACAAUAGUGCAAGUGAUUUCCUUUGGAACUCGUGAGCUAUGGGGCGCUUCCCCCCCCCCCCGGUCUCUGCAGGCAUCACAUCAGUAUUUCAAUAUGCAGGUGUAAUUACUGAACAGUAAUUUUCUUAUUCAAAAUAACUCCAUGCAGGGCUGGCCCUGGUUCCAAGUGGUUACUGCUCUCCACUGGCAAGUGGAUUUCCCAUUACGUGUUUUACUCCCCAUGCAAGGUGUGAGUUCUCCAGUAUUGGCCUGCACAGUCCCAGAGGAGGGAGUGUGUCUGCUGCUCUGCACUGAGCCCUGAGAUUGAGGUAGGAAUGGCUGCAGAGGGGUCAUGACCAGGCCUCCUUGACAGAAGGUAUGGGGGUGAGUGGAUGUAAAACAGAAGGGCUGGUUCCUCCUACCUGCAAUGAGUGUGUCUUGGUCAGCCCACGUCUAUCCCCAGAGAAAGCUGAGGAGUGUGCAGCAUCCACUUGGAAGAAGAAGAAAUUACUUUGUCAAAUAAUCAUGAAAUCUCCUGACACUGCUCAUGAGACGGUGUUGGGAAAGUCGGGGGUUUGCUUACAGUCAGAUGAAUUAUUAACAGUGAUGCACUGCCCUGGGAUUUCCCAGGGUGAUGUUCCCUUAGCAAAGGCCAGAACUGCAGUAAUGUAUGCCGAUAGCUCCUGGGCCAGCCAGGUAACUAGAUUGUGAAAUCCCAUGUAGUAGUAAUAGAGAGGGAAGGAUUUAUUCCCAGAGUGAUGUAGCCUGUGAAUAUUGUGAUAAAUGCUAGUGUGGCUAAUUGGCCGAUACCUUCCCUCAUCACAUAGCCAUAUUCAUGUGGGAUGAGACUGUUCCUAACCCUCCUUCCAUUGCUGCGUCCCUUGCCUGGAAUUCACUCUGAGCAGGUGCUUUGUAGGGACAGUCCGUUGUGAUCCCGCUGUGCUAGUUAGAGAUCAGUAUUCUGUGGUGCUGAGUUUAUUUGGGUUUUUCACCAGUCUUCUAAUUUCUCAAAACCAAAACUGUCAAAGACAGAAGAGGCCGAGCUGGUCUCAGUGGACUCGGGCACAGCACUUCACAGUUUUUAGGCUUGUUAGCGGAGCCUCUGAGAUCCCAUGACCCACCGCCACCUCUGUAUCUCCAAAGGGGUGUGUAGAGUGAGAGAGAUAGGGUUGGGUGUGGCUGGCAAAAGCCAUUUCUCAGCCUUUUUCCCCCAAGCAACCUUUGUCUCCCUCUGCCUUUCCUCCCCUCUGCCCCACGCUCCCCUCACCUUUCCUUCUUCCCAGGCCUCACCUGGCCUGCACCUUCAGGCUCCACUUUUUGUGAAUUAAAUUUCCAUACAAAUUGCUAAAGGAACUGAAUAUUCUGCUGAUCCCAAGUGGCAGCGCCCUAUGGGAAGGGAGCUGUGGCCUGUUUUGUCCAUCCCAGAUAUCUGCUUGCCUCAGUGCUGGGGCGUGCUUCUCAUCAGCAUUCAGCAGCAAGAUCCUGACUGCCAGGCUCAGCAUGGGCCAGGGGCAGCCAUCUUGCUGGGAAGCAACAUAAUGGAUGGGAGCCAGGGAUAGAGACAGAUUAGAGCUGAGCUCCAAGCUUUUCUACUAUGGGGUUAAACCAUCUGAAGAACGACAGUGAGGUUUGGUAUUUAAAAUGAUUUUUUGUAUAACUUCAAAGCCAUUGUUGAAUCUAGUAGAACUGGAUUUGUGGCCCCUUUCCCUGAGCUCCCAAGAGGUGAGAGCAAACAGCUCCAUAAGCUGGCUGCCUCCUGCACUCGGCUUUACCCUUUUUUUUAAAAAAAAGUGCAAUGGCCUUGCAGUGAGAGGAGCUUUGCUGGUGGAGUCUCACCCCAUGGAGCUGAGCAGAAUAACUCCAGCUUUCCACAGGAUGAGACAGGCCUUGUCCCUGACACUGACUCCUACAGGAUUUAUGGUCCCCAUUAUGAGUUUCACAUUAUGCAUUUAGGGCAGAAUCGACCCUGUGCUGAGAGCCAGCAGUAGGCCUACAUGUCCUCCAAAUAGCUUAAGUGGGACAUAAGUGGUGCCUAAGUCUUCUCUGGAUCCUCUGCAUAGGGCUGAAUUCCGCCCAUCACAAAGGGUUUGUUCAUAUUAUUGCAUUAACUAUUACCUCAGCCUUUGAGCCUUGAAGAACCACUUUAAGGUAAAGCUCUCUCUGCGGCAAUGAAGAGAGAGGAUAACAGGACACACUUCAGCACUGGUAAUUUUGAGCCAUAAAAGUCAGACAUGGUUGUCAAUAGGGGAAGUGCAGUGCUGCUCAAUUUUGUCUGUUCAUUUGGUACAGGGAAACCAAACUGGUUGAAACUUUCUGGGUUGUUUGUUGUGAAACGAAUUCCUAACAGCAACAAUUUUAAUUGUCGUGUCAUAGAAAUGGAAAAGAAAAACCUUUUAUGCAGUUGUGAAAUGUUUUUAAGAUGCUGCAUUUUUGUUGGGCUAUUAGAAGUGAAUUUACUGUGCAUUAAUCUGAUGAAUGUUAUGACUUUUUAUAUUUAUUUUAGAUCACCCUCUUGUAUUUUACAAAGGGAAAUUUCAUUGUGUGAUAACGUAGUCUGUAUUCUUAAUAUAAUUGCUAAAUAAAAGUUUGUUUUAACUGG